Molecule: messenger RNA, 1791 nt
Organism: Hibiscus syriacus
Lineage: Eukaryota; Viridiplantae; Streptophyta; Magnoliopsida; Malvales; Malvaceae
Product: UDP-glucose 6-dehydrogenase 2-like
Exons: 1
Coding region: 48-1487 (479 amino acids)
Biological process (GO): glycosaminoglycan biosynthetic process
Cellular component (GO): nucleus; cytosol
Molecular function (GO): UDP-glucose 6-dehydrogenase activity; NAD binding
Source: RefSeq, a predicted model, not a curated record
AUUUGAAUAGUUGCUUCUCUUCUUUUAGGUUGUGGUAUACAAAGAAAAUGAAGAUCUGUUGCAUUGGAGCUGGUUAUGUUGGUGGGCCUACAAUGGCCGUGAUUGCACUUAAAUGUCCGGAUAUUGAAGUGGCUGUUGUCGAUAUCUCUGUGCCUCGAAUUGCUGCCUGGAACAGUGACCAGCUCCCUAUCUAUGAGCCUGGUCUUGACGAUGUUGUGAAACAAUGUCGUGGCAAGAACCUUUUCUUCAGCACUGAUGUAGAGAAACAUGUGCAUGAGGCUGAUAUCGUCUUUGUUUCUGUCAACACUCCCACCAAGACUAGGGGCCUAGGAGCUGGCAAAGCUGCAGACCUUACAUAUUGGGAAAGUGCUGCGCGCAUGAUCGCGGACGUAUCGAAAUCUGACAAGAUUGUCGUGGAGAAAUCGACAGUCCCUGUCAAAACUGCUGAGGCAAUUGAAAAGAUUCUCACCCAUAACAGCAAGGGAAUCAAAUUCCAAAUCCUUUCGAACCCAGAAUUUCUUGCUGAAGGAACUGCAAUUCAAGAUCUUUUCAACCCCGAUCGUGUUCUUAUUGGAGGGCGGGAAACCCCAGAAGGCAAUAAAGCUGUCCAAGCAUUGAAGGCUGUUUAUGCAUAUUGGGUCCCUGAAGAGAGAAUUCUUACCACCAAUCUUUGGUCUGCAGAGCUUUCCAAGCUUGCUGCCAAUGCUUUCUUGGCUCAGAGGAUCUCAUCGGUAAAUGCCAUGUCUGCUCUUUGUGAGGCAACUGGGGCUGAUGUUACGCAGGUCUCCUAUGCUGUUGGUAAGGACACGAGGAUUGGACCCAAAUUUUUGAAUGCUAGUGUUGGUUUCGGCGGAUCCUGCUUCCAGAAGGAUAUUCUAAAUCUGGUUUACAUCUGUGAGUGCAAUGGCCUUCCUGAGGUGGCAGAGUACUGGAAGCAAGUCAUUAAAAUCAAUGACUAUCAGAAAAAUCGAUUUGUUAACCGUGUUGUAUCCUCAAUGUUCAACACUGUUUCAAACAAGAAGAUUGCUAUUUUAGGGUUUGCCUUUAAGAAGGAUACGGGUGAUACUAGGGAGACCCCUGCCAUUGAUGUAUGCAAAGGACUUUUGGGGGACAAAGCUCGGUUGAGCAUAUAUGAUCCACAGGUCACCGAGGACCAGGUCCAACGGGAUCUUUCCAUGAAGAAGUUUGACUGGGAUCAUCCUCUUCACUUGCAACCCAUGAGCCCCACAACCGUUAAGCAGGUCAGCUGUGUCUGGGAUGCUUAUGAGGCAACCAAGGAUGCUCAUGGUAUUUGCAUUCUGACAGAGUGGGAUGAGUUUAAGCAACUCGACUUCAAGAGGAUAUACGACAACAUGCAAAAGCCGGCUUUUGUUUUCGAUGGAAGGAACAUCGUGAACGUGGACCAGCUGAGGGAGAUCGGUUUCAUAGUGUACUCGAUUGGUAAGCCACUGGAUGCAUGGCUCAAGGACAUGCCUGCAGUAGCGUAAAUGACAUGCACAGGUUGCAUGCCUAUGAUGGAUACAAAACGAUUACAGUUCGAGUCCAAUCUGUUUGAUUCUUUCCAGUUGAUUUUUUUAUGGCGAGGUGUGUUGUACCUUGUUUCCCCCAUAGUAAGCCAAGCAUAAUUGGAAUUUUACCGUCAUGAUGAAGAUAAAAGGAGGGCUAUGCGUUAUGCCUUCAAUUCUUCUUGUUUGUUAGGGAACUUCUGUUCUUGUUCAUUUAAAUUUCUUCCAUUUGUAGAUUGUUGAAAUUGCAUAAACGAUUUGCGCCUUUAAUGGAAUUCUUCUAUUC